Molecule: messenger RNA, 1146 nt
Organism: Lactuca saligna
Lineage: Eukaryota; Viridiplantae; Streptophyta; Magnoliopsida; Asterales; Asteraceae
Source: the annotation of a GenBank genome assembly
AUGUUUGACGAACUGCCUUUCCAUAUCCAAGAGGAAAUCCUGAAAACGCUUCCUAUCAAAUCAUUGAUUCAGUUCAGAUCCGUUUCGAAAGCAUGGAAGUCUUUGAUCGACAGCUCAGAGUUUAUUGCUGCCCACAGCGUCAGCCACACACAGCCACAACAUCUGUUUGUAUCGUACACAGAUGAACAAGUGCCUAAAUAUGUUUCUUUUGUCGAUGAUGACUCUUUCCCCCAGCAUAGGUUUGUUCCAUCUCUUCCCCUGUCCAUUAGAGAUCCACGAAUAGUCGGUAGUUCUUAUGGCUUGUUGUGUUUCCAAGGUGAUUCACCUUCCAUCUAUAGAAGGAUGAUUGCUGUUGUUUUGAAUCCUUCCAUUAGAAAAUCAAUAGCUAUCGCACUGCCUGAUAUGUUAUAUACGAAUCAUUUAAUCGUUCUUGGUUUUGGAGUUUGUCCUGUCACCAUUGAUACCAAGAUCAUCCAGAUCACUCAAUUGCGUUGGGGGAGUGAACGGAAAAGCGAAAUUGGCAACUUUUGGGAAGUUAAGGUUUAUAAGCAAAGUUCGGGGAAAUUUACAAGUCUAUCUGGCAAUCUCCCCAGCAUAUCAAUACAUAUUAUGGGGCCCCAGGUAGUUAUUGGUAAGUCUAUCUACUGGUGUGCUGUAGAUUGUACAACUGUGGAUAGUGUGUUUAAAACUCGUAAUCUGAUUAUGUCAUUUGAUAUAACUAAUGAGAAGUUUGAAGUAGUAGUCCUCCCUGAAAGGUUGGCUAUCAUCACUUUCUCCCUACUUUCUGUAUCUAAGCUAAGGGAGUCUCUUGUUAUACUUGAAUACAAUAAAAGCGGAUACAAUGAUACCAUUGAGGAGCAAGUUUGUUGUACUGUAUGGAUGGUGGAGCGUGGUGUAGAAAGAUCGUUUACUAAGCUAUUCAAUAUCAAGGCACCAGGUGACUUGAUGAGGGCAGUGGGUUUUAGGAGGAAGGGCGGAUCUAUUAUGGAAGUCCAAGAUUAUACCUUUGAAUCAACUGAAGAGCUUGUUGUUUAUGAGCCUAACUCAGAACUAAGCAAUCAUCUCAUUAGUGGGUAUAGAUUCACAGUGAAUUCCUACAUUGAAACACUAGUUUUGGUCGGUGGUUCUGAUUGUAGUAGCUAUUGA